AUGGAGAUGCAUUGUCCUUUUAGUGGAGAAACUAUUAGAAAGUCAGUUUCGUCAAAAUGGGGAUCAGAAUCGCAUUUUUUGACUGAAUUUGAGGAGCUUGGAUUGAUUGGUAGAGGAGGUUUUGGAAUAGUUACAAAAUGCAAGAAUCAUCUUGAUAACUGCAUCUAUGCAGUGAAGGUAGUUCCUCUGAAGUCUGCAAACAUGCCCUUCCAGAAAGUCCUGAGGGAGGUACGGGCUCUGGGUUGCUUGCGCCACCCAAAUAUCGUGCGCUACCACCAGGCCUGGCUCGAGGAGAAUUUUUCUGGCAUUUCUUGUAGUUCAGCUGCUGAUCCCUUAAGGUCUGGAGAUUCCUAUGAGGAGUUUGAUUUUGACUCCCCAUGUCUAUAUAUACAAAUGGAAUUUUGUCCAAGAUCGUUGGAGAAGUUUUUGGAAACUUCAGGCGAUUUGGAUAAAGACAAGGCAUGGAAGAUUUUUCUUCAGAUUGUGGAUGGGCUUGUGGAAGUCCAUGCAGCCGGAAUCGUACACCGCGAUUUGUCACCUGCAAAUAUUUUGCUUGAUGAACAUGAUGACAUCCGCAUAUCGGAUUUUGGUUUGGCCAAACUAGUAAAUGGUGUCAAUGAUGAAGUUGCAACGGGCUCUAUUGGUCAUCAACUAUAUACUGCACCAGAACUAAAAGACAAGCAAAUGGAAGUUGACACCAAUGCUGAUAUAUACAGCCUUGGUCUCAUUUUUGUCGAGCUUUUUCACCCCAUAUCAACACAACACGAGAGGAUUGCUGUUUUUCAAAAUCUGAGGGUGAACAAAGAAUUUCCAAAAAGCUGGAAAUACGAAGAGCAUAAGUGUUUCGUGCAACAACUACUGUCUACAAUUCCUAGUGAAAGACCAACUGCGAAUGGAAUAUUGCAGCAACAAGCAUGGGCUUCAUCAUCAUCGCAAGGAGAAGAGGAUGUUUCUCCAGAUGAAUUCAAGGCCAAUUUUUUGGUUUAUGAUGGAAAACAUGUUCCAGUAGCUCUUGGUGACACUGAGGAUGUAAAGACUGAUGCAUGAAAAUGAGGAGUGUAAACAGCAGGGGAGACUCUGGUGGGCGGCGGCAGCAACGGUGGUUGUGGAGGUGGAAGGAGCUUAAGAUCCUGUGUAUGAUAUUGUGUCCAUGAAAGACAAUGAAAUGGUGUAAAUAGAAAAAAAGUUUCGAAACAUACUUGUAUGCUUGUUCAAAUGUGUGUGUAUAUAUAUUCAUGGAUGGCAAGAAACUCCCAUAAUACUUUUAAAGAGGCUCAACCCUUUUACCU
Molecule: messenger RNA, 1289 nt
Organism: Cornus florida
Lineage: Eukaryota; Viridiplantae; Streptophyta; Magnoliopsida; Cornales; Cornaceae
Product: eIF-2-alpha kinase GCN2-like
Exons: 9
Coding region: 1-1047 (348 amino acids)
Biological process (GO): protein phosphorylation
Cellular component (GO): cytosol
Molecular function (GO): ATP binding; eukaryotic translation initiation factor 2alpha kinase activity
Source: RefSeq, a predicted model, not a curated record